AUGUCAUCGGUCGUUCCGUUUCGCCGAUUUUUCAUUCCUAUUUCGGCUGUGUUCUUGAGAAAACAACUUCAACUCACUUCCCAUGUUCAUGUUCAGAAGCUCAUCUUUCUACAGCAUGAAAACCAGCUUCCUCUUAUCAACUCUGGAAUUCGAUGUUUAUCAUCCAAGGGAUCAUUCACUGAUAUUGUAGAUGAUGUCAAGAAAACCGGUCUGGAUUUAAAGGAAAAAGUGGCAGAAAGAGCAGAGGUUGUCAAAGAUCAACUUUCAAAUAUUCCAGGAAAAAUGAAAGAAACAAUGGAAGCAGUAAAAGAUUCUGAAAUUUCUAAAAAGGGAAAAGAUUUUGUGGAGAAUGUAAAAGGAACUGUGAUUGAAAAAGCGAUGAGCAGUAAAUUGGAAAAUAAUUUUUUACUCUUAAUGUGCUAUCUUUUAAUCUCGUUUCCUAAGGAAAAAGCGGCUGAAGGAGCAGAGGCUGUUAAAGAGAAAAUUUCGAAUAUUCCAGAAAAUGUGAAAGAAACAUUGGAAGUGGCAAAAGAUUCUGAAUUUUCAAAAAAAGGAAAAGAGUUUAUGGAGAACGUCAAAGGAACUGUGGUUGAAAAAGCAGAAAAAGCAGCUGAAGGAGCAGAGGCUGUCAAAGAGCAACUUUCAGACUUUCCAGGUAAAGUGAAAGAGACCUUUGAAAGCAUCAAAGAUUCAGAAUAUGCCAAGAAAGGAUGGGAAGCAGCUGAAUCUAUCAAAUCAACUGUGCAAAAUAUUGGCGAGGCAGUGACCAAAAAAUCAGAAAAAGUUAAGGAACAACUUGCAGACAUGCCUGAAAACGCAAAAGAGAAAUAUAAACAAGCGAUGGAAUCAGAGUACGCCAAAAAAGGUCGCAAGUUUGUAGAGGAUACAAAGGAGAAGAUGUGGAAGGAUAAGAAGCACGGGAAGAAGCACAAGCACCGUGAUGAUGAUUGA
Messenger RNA from Helobdella robusta, 951 nucleotides. RefSeq lists its product as hypothetical. The transcript is spliced from 11 exons. The record is from RefSeq and is a predicted model, not a curated record. Lineage: Eukaryota; Metazoa; Annelida; Clitellata; Rhynchobdellida; Glossiphoniidae. The coding region runs from base 1 to 951 and encodes 316 amino acids.